UGUCCGCUUAUCAUUGUGGAUCUAGUUCAGCACUUACUGCUGGGUGGAACAUUUCUGCCUCCCUUUGGUUCCCUGGGGAAUGUUUUGAUCAGCAGGAUUACAAGACCACUCCUUCUUCCUGUCUUAGAAAGAAAGCCUUUUCCUGUAUCUCAGAUGCCACAUGUUAGCUGUCUGCAUAGGAUUUCAUGGAAGAUGUCUGCAGAAAAUCCCUAAAGCUUAAAGUUUGUACCCCCCUUGGCAAGUGGAUCGAGUUUUCACGGUGCUAUGGUGCUAUGGUGCUAUGGUGCUAUGGUGCUAUGGUGCUUACGAUAUUCAUGUUUACGGUGCUCAAGGAGAUAAAGAAAAUAAUAUUCAACCCUGCUGCGCACCUUUGUUCCGAAAGAAUAAAACUACUGCACCCGUCAGAAGCUCUCCUCUUGUUAUUUAUUCGAUGCCAAAGGGGCCGUAACAGUGAAAACUCGUCGCUGCGGUGGAGACUCGACAUCACCAGCUGCGUCACUGUCUUCAUCGAACUGUGAGUAAAGGCUUCCCAACGCCUCGCAAGACACGUGCGGACGCCAUCUUGGCAACAGAGACUUGGCUAAAAAAGUAAACGUGUCACGUGGACUUUUAAAUAUAGCGGACUCUUUAUAUGUGAUCCGGAAGCCGCCCUUAACUACUAUGCGAGCCAAAUAGUUAAUAUUUUGCUAAACCAGUGAUCAAGUUAUUAUAUUCGUGUUUAGAGGCCUAGUGUCAGAUUUAAAGCAACGCUAUCUUCCAAGUUCCUAAUCCACUAAACUGCAGUUAUUUACGUAAAGGGUUAAUUGUCUGGUUAGAAAGUGUCAGCAGUAUAUUCGUUUAAAACAUUUUGUAGUACUGUAUGCAUUGUUUGCUAAUCUUUAGUUACAAGUGUGAACACCUGUUAUCUGUCGUAGCCCUUAGUAGCAAGUUUGAGCCAACACUCAUUCAAGUUAGGUUUCAGGCACACUCACACUUGAAAGGCAAAGGCACACUAGAACAAAAUGUUGUCACCUGCUGAAGAAACAGACAAACCCACAGAGUCACAACAGGUACGAUCCAGCUCUAGAGAGCGAAGCCUAACAGAAAAGGGCAAAGAAAUGCACGAAGAAACAGUUAAGAAAAAUGAAAAGGCAUUCAACAAGGUGUGCAACUCUUGGAAGGAGCUAGCAAAGGAAUGUAGGACAAAGUUAAAAGGUUUCUGCUCAACUGAAGACUUUAAUACAAGAUUGAAAGAGAUUAAAGCCAAAGAAGCGUUAGUGCACCAACAGUAUGAGUCCAUGUGCCGAACUAAUUCCACUACCCCGUACGUUGUUAAGAAAAUGGAUGCAUGCACCGCGUUAACGGCUGAAAUCUGCAACCUCAUCAGCAAGCGGCUAGAGAAUGUAGAUGAAAUCUUUAACGAUCAACUUGAGAAGGAAAGGGUGAGGAUGGUGCUUAAUAAAGAAGAGCAUGAGUCAGUCUUUGGAAACUCAGAAACAGAAACUGUCCUCUCAGAGUCAUUACCAGACUCCAACGCAAGCUCAAGAGCCACUUCCAGAUCUAGCAAACGCGCUGACGCAGAAGCAGAUCUUGCAGCCAAAAUAGAACAGGCAAAGGCGACGCAACAGAUGCGCGAGGAGCAAGCUAAGCUGAACAAACUAGAGGCAGAAAUUAAACUGAAGUUGGAUGAGGAAAAGACAAGACUACAACAGCUACAAGCAGAAAAUGAAGUCAAGGUAGCUGCAGCAAGAGUGAAAGCCUACAACGCUUAUGAUAGUCUUGAAAUUUACGAACAGGAGACAGACCACAAUGUGCAAUACCUCUGCCAAAAUAAUGAACCACGAAACUCAUUGAAUCCAAAGGCUGUGCCAUUUCAACCUUCAAAUACACCACUUGGGGUGCCAAGACCAAAUGAAGAAGUUAGUCUAACCCCAGGACUUGCAAGUCUGCUUAUCUCCAACCGUCUCCCUAUACCUGAACCAACUGUAUUCACAGGUGAUCCUUUGAAGUUCAUAGAUUGGAAGAUAUCCUUUAUGGCGCUGAUUGAUCAGAAACCACUCCCUGUGUGCGAAAAAAUGCUGUACUUGAAGAGGUAUCUAGGUGGUGAAGCUCGUAAGGCAGUGGAAGGGUUCUUCUACCGAAAUUCAGAAGAUGCCUAUCUAGGUGCUUGGGGAAUCCUACAGGACAGGUAUGGAGGUCCAUUCAUAGUGCAAAGAGCCUUCAGAGAAAGGUUGGCUAAAUGGCCAAAGAUAUCAGCAAAUGACCCUGUAGCAUUAAGAGAGUUUGCAGAUUUCCUUCAAGGUUGUGUGGAGGCCAUUCCUCAUGUUAAAGGCCUAGCUAUUCUAAAUGAUUGUGAAGAAAACCACAAGCUUCUCAAGAAACUGCCUGAAUGGAUCGUGCGCAGAUGGGGUCGCAUCGCCGUGGACGAGCUGGACAAGUCCCAAGAAUACCCAACCUUUGCUCGUUUCACAGAGUUCCUGCAAAGGGAAGCUAAGAUUGCAUGCAACCCCAUUGCCUCUCCUUUUCUCCUCAGUACCAAGACUACAGAUGAGAGAAUUCCCAAGAGAGCCAAGGCGCUCAACACAAGCACUCAAAUGAAGCCCUCUACCUUCAAUGUUCCAAAUAUCUCAGCUUCAAGACCGAAACCACCUUGCCUAGUCUGCAAAGACGAAACACACGGUGUCGCUAAAUGUCUGACUUUUGCGGCAAAGACCAUCGAUGAAAAGAGGGCCUUUAUUCACGAAAACCAUCUCUGUUUUGGUUGCUUAAGAAAGGGCCACACUACAAAAGACUGCAAAGGAAGACACACGUGUAGCAUAUGCAGUCGACGUCAUCCAACCUGUUUGCACAUACAGAGAGACACUGAGCCUGUCAAGGCAUCAAACGAUGAUUCAGUAGGCAUGAGAAAUAAGGCAAACGACAACGUUCCCAAAGUUAUGUCCCAUACUUUGACAAGACAUACGUCUGCCACAUCCUGCAUUGUUCCAGUUCUGUUGUCAGCUACUACGGAGCCUCAGAGGGAAAUCCUCACUUAUGCCUUACUUGACACACAGAGUGAUUCAACCUUUAUUCUGGCAGACCUGGUAUCGAAGUUAAGUGUGAGCACCAAGCCAUUACAGCUAAGGCUCAGCACAAUGACAGCGGUUGACACAGUUAUUUCAAGCCAAAUUGCUCACGGUCUACAAGUGCGUGGCUUCAACUCCGAAGUUCAAGUCCAACUCCGUCAAGCCUAUACAAGAGAUUUCAUUCCAGUAGAUAAGUCUCACAUCCCCACUAAGGAGACUGCACUCCAGUGGUCACACCUCAAACACUUGGCAAACAAGUUACAGCCACUUCAAGAUUGCGAAGUAGGACUUCUGAUCGGUUAUGACUGCCCAUCAGCACUGGCUCCCUUGGAGGUUGUUAUCGGCUCCGAAAAUGAACCCUUCGCUCAAAAAACUAUGCUCGGCUGGAGCAUUGUAGGAUCAGCAAAUCCACAUCUUGAUAGACAGGGUAGCCAGAGCUUCGUACACAGAGUCGCAGUGAAAGAAAUGCCAAUGCCGCCGGUCGCUGAUGUGUUAAAGGCUUUAGAAAUGGACUUCAUUGAAAGAAAUUAUGAAGAUAAGUACGUGUCUCAAGAUGAUGUUCGCUUCGUGCAGUUUCUCUCGGAAACUAUAAUGAAAAGGAAAGAUGGACACUACGAGAUGCCGUUACCCUUCAAAGACAACAGUCAACUGGCACUACCAAACAAUAAGAGGCUGGCCCUUAUUCGACUUCAUCAUCUAAAGAAAAGAUUAAAGGGAAAUAGACAGUACCAUGAACACUACACUGCAUUCAUGGAAGAAACAAUCAGAAAAGGUGAUGCAGAACCAGCCCCUUCAUUAUCAGAGGAAGAGACAGUGUGGUACAUCCCACAUCACGGGGUUUAUCACCCCAAGAAGCCAGACAAGUUAAGAGUUGUCUUUGAUUGUUCAGCAAAGUUCAAAGGCAUCUCCCUAAACGAUACCUUGCUGACAGGUCCCGACCUGAUAAACUCUCUAGUGGGAGUCCUCUGUCGCUUCAGGAAGGAAGCAGUUGCUGUGAUAUGCGACAUUGAAAAGAUGUUCCAUCAGUUCUAUAUCCCCUCAGAAAUGCGCAAUUACUUAAGGUUCCUUUGGUGGGAGAACGGUCAGUUGGAAACAGAACCGAAAGAAUACAGAAUGGCAGUUCACCUUUUCGGUGCCAGCUCCUCUCCAGGAUGUGCCAAUUUCGGCCUUAAGUAUCUUGCACGACAACACAAGUCAGAACAUCCCUCAGCAUCAGCCUUCAUCGAGAAGAACUUUUAUGUCGACGACGGCCUAACUAGCGUUCCAACAGUCAGCGAAGCUUCAAAUCUAAUCCUCGAAACUCAAGGAUUAUGUAAAAAUGCUGGCCUACGACUGCAUAAGUUCAACUCUAAUAAAAGGGACGUCCUGUCCUGUAUAGCUCCGUCAGAAAGAGCAACAACUAGUGUACCUGUCAAACUUAGCCCAGACUCAACAACAGAAGGACAAGUACUUGGCAUUCAGUGGUCAAUUGAAAACGACACCUUCAGUUUCAGUGCUGACAUAAAGGAUCAACCCUCAACUCGUCGUGGUAUCCUGUCAGUCGUAGCCUCCCUUUAUGAUCCUCUAGGCUUCAUAGCCCCCUUCAUACUGAGUGGCAAGUGCAUUCUCCAAGAGCUUUGCCGCAGAGGCAUCAGUUGGGAUGAAGCACUUCCUGAGAGCUUAUGUCCACGGUGGGAGGCUUGGAAGAGUAGUCUGCAAGCUUUAAGGGAAAUCAAGAUACCCAGAUGUUACCAUCCCCCAGACUUUGGUAACAGAAUGAAAGUGGAACUACACCACUUUUCCGAUGCCAGCAACAUAGGAUAUGGUGCCUGUUCGUACCUUAGGUACAAAAAUGACAGAGAUCAAGUCCAUUGCAGCUUCGUAAUGGCCAAGGCAAGAGUUGCACCAACGAAGAUUGUGAGCAUCCCAAGGCUUGAACUCUCAGCUGCCGUCACUGCAGCAAGGUUGAGUGUCAUGUUGAAGGCAGAACUUGAAAUAGAAGUUGACAAAGAGUUCUUCUGGACAGACUCCCAAGUAGUCUUAGCCUAUAUCAAUAACGAAGCAAGAAGGUUUCACGUGUUUGUAGCCAAUCGUGUUCAACUCAUAAGAGAGAUUACAGAUCCAACCCAGUGGCAUUAUGUGGAUACGACACAAAACCCAGCCGACCAUGCAUCCAGGGGUCUACAUGUAGCGGAUAUCUCCACCUCAAGUUGGUUAUCUGGGCCUAGUUUCCUUUGGAGAUCUGAAGUGCACGCAUCUUCAAGCUCUUCAGCAGAACUAAUUGUAGACGAUCCUAAAGUCAAACCCAUUACAACCCUUGCAUCACAAGCCAAUGAACAAUUCUGGAGUCGGUGGAAAAGAGAAUACCUCAUGAGUGUUUCCACAAGACAGAAAUGGCACACACCUCGACGUAACCUCAAAGUAAAUGACAUUGUCAUAAUCAAAGAUGAUAUGUCUCCCAGAUGCCAGUGGCAACUAGGACGUGUAAUUGAAACUACAAUAGAAAAGGAUGAUCUAGUUCGUCGAGUCAAGGUGUUAGUAGGUGACAGAAGAUUGCAAGAUAAGAAGGACUAUGUAUCAAAACCUUCAAUUAUUGAACGUCCUAUUCAAAAGCUAGUAGUCCUCAUAGAAAGCAAAUAAGUUCAGUUUUAGUGAUACACUAGCAUACCACCACACAAGACAGUAGCCAGUCACAGAGGUACCUAUAAGCUAAAUUGUGUAUGAUGUACCAUGUUUUAUAGCGGCCAAGGUUAUGUUCUGUAAAUUAUGUAUGACUUUUAGGUUAUGUUCAUCAUAACAUAAUUUGGUGGGAGUGUAACUGUCCGCUUAUCAUUGUGGAUCUAGUUCAGCACUUACUGCUGGGUGGAACAUUUCUGCCUCCCUUUGGUUCCCUGGGGAAUGUUUUGAUCAGCAGGAUUACAAGACCACUCCUUCUUCCUGUCUUAGAAAGAAAGCCUUUUCCUGUAUCUCAGAUGCCACAUGUUAGCUGUCUGCAUAGGAUUUCAUGGAAGAUGUCUGCAGAAAAUCCCUAAAGCUUAAAGUUUGUACCCCCCUUGGCAAGUGGAUCGAGUUUUCACGGUGCUAUGGUGCUAUGGUGCUAUGGUGCUAUGGUGCUAUGGUGCUUACGAUAUUCAUGUUUACGGUGCUCAAGGAGAUAAAGAAAAUAAUAUUCAACCCUGCUGCGCACCUUUGUUCCGAAAGAAUAAAACUACUGCACCCGUCAGAA
Molecule: messenger RNA, 6249 nt
Organism: Rana temporaria (common frog)
Lineage: Eukaryota; Metazoa; Chordata; Amphibia; Anura; Ranidae
Exons: 1
Coding region: 1002-5663 (1553 amino acids)
Molecular function (GO): zinc ion binding; nucleic acid binding
Source: RefSeq, a predicted model, not a curated record